UAUGCUGAGUAUGUGAUGGCUGCAAGACAUCAUCAUAGAUCAAUUAUUUGGCAGGUUUUGUUGGAUUGUGGAGCUGUACAGGCAGAUGCUCUGACUGUGGAUCGACUUGCCUCUUUGGAGAAGUAUUCUCAAACAGCUGUGGUUCCUCGGGAUUCUAUUCUGGCGACAGAAGUAGAGUGGCUGAACUCCAUCAAGGCCGAUUUAGUGGUUUCAGAUGUCGUUCCUGUUGCAUGCCGAGCUGCAGCAGAUGCUGGAAUUCGCUCUGUUUGUGUAACAAACUUCAGCUGGGACUUCAUCUAUGCUGAGUAUGUGAUGGCUGCAGGACAUCAUCAUAGAUCAAUUAUUUGGCAGAUUGCUGAAGAUUAUUCUCAUUGUGAGUUCCUAAUCCGCCUUCCAGGAUAUUGCCCAAUGCCUGCUUUUCGUGAUGUUAUUGAUGUGCCCAUUGUUGUCAGGAGGUUGCACAAAUCCCGAGCAGAGGUUAGGGAGGAGCUUGGAAUUGGGGAUGAUGUGAAAUUAGUUAUUUUCAAUUUUGGUGGACAGCCAGCAGGCUGGAAUUUAAAGAAGGAAUUUUUACCUGAUGGUUGGUUGUGCCUGGUUUGUGGUGCAUCGGAGGACCAAGUAGUUCCUACAAAUUUUAUAAAGCUUGCAAAGGAUGUGUAUACUCCUGAUCUAAUGGCAGCAUCUGACUGCAUGCUUGGAAAAAUUGGCUAUGGCACAGUCAGCGAAGCACUGGCAUACAAGUUGCCAUUUGUCUUUGUUCGGAGAGAUUAUUUCAACGAGGAACCAUUUUUGAGAAACAUGCUUGAGUAUUACCAAGGUGGUGUUGAGAUGAUUAGGAGAGAUUUGCUUACUGGACGCUGGAAACCUUACCUUGAACGUGCUUUGAGUUUGAAGCCCUGCUAUGAGGGAGGCAUUAAUGGUGGCGAGCUGGCUGCUCGCAUACUACAGGAUACAGCUGUUGGCAAAAAUUAUGCUUCAGACAAGCUUAGUGGAGUACGGAGAUUACGUGAUGCCAUAGUACUUGGAUAUCAACUACAAAGAGUACCUGGCAGAGACAUUAGCAUACCAGAGUGGUAUCCACUUGCUGAAAAUGAACGCAUAGCAAUGCCGAGUGUUGAAAUGCGUCAGGAAAGCUCUCUUGCGAAGUCAUUUGCUGAAGACUUUGAGAUUCUUCAAGGAGAUCUUCAUGGCCUUCCAGAUACAUUGAGUUUCUUAAACAGCUUGGCGGAACUAAGUAAGGUACAGGAUCCAGGAAAGAAUACCGAAAAGCGUUGGAUUAGGGAGCAAAUUGCUGCGGCUGGAAUUUUUAACUGGGAGGAGGAGAUCUAUGUAGCAAGAGCACCUGGGAGGUUGGAUGUAAUGGGAGGCAUUGCAGAUUACUCCGGAAGCCUUGUAUUACAGAUGCCUAUUAGAGAAGCCUGCCAUGUUGCUGUUCAGAGUAUUCAUCCAAGCAAUCAAAAACUAUGGAAACAUGCCCAAGCUCGGCAGCUUGCUAAAGGGAAAGAAUCAACUCCGGUGCUACAAAUUGUAUCAUAUGGAUCAGAAAUAAGUAAUCGUGGACCAACUUUUGACAUGGACCUCUCUGAUUUGAUGGAUGGUGACGAGCCUUUAUCUUAUGAAAAGGCAAACAAAUUUUUUGCCCAAGAUCCAUCCCAAAAGUGGGCAGCAUAUGUUGCUGGAACUAUCCUUGUUUUGAUGGCUGAGCUGGGAGUUCGUUUUGAUAAUAGUAUUAGUAUGCUGGUUUCUUCUGCAGUUCCAGAAGGCAAAGGUGUAUCUUCUUCUGCGUCAGUGGAGGUUGCUAGCAUGUCUGCAUUAGCUGCUGCUCAUGGAUUGAACAUCAACCCGAGAGAUCUUGCAUUGCUUUGUCAAAAGGUGGAGAAUCAUGUUGUUGGUGCCCCUUGUGGUGUAAUGGAUCAGAUGACAUCAGCAUGUGGUGAAGCCAACAGACUUCUUGCAAUGAUCUGCCAGCCUGCUGAAGUAAUAGGCCUUGUUGACAUUCCUCCUCAUGUACGAUUUUGGGGCAUUGAUUCUGGAAUAAGACACAGUGUUGGCGGGACAGACUAUGGAUCUGUGAGGAUUGGUGCCUUUAUGGGUCGAAAAAUGAUAAAGUCUAUGGCAUCUUCAUUGCUGUCCCCUUCAUCGUCAACUGAUUAUUCUCACCAGCUAGUAGAUAGUAAUGGGAUUGAUGAAUUUGAAGAGGGUGGUGUUGAACUUGUUGAAGCUGAAGCUUCAUUGGAUUACUUGUGUAACCUUCCGCCUCAUAGAUAUGAAUCUGUCUAUGCAAGGAGGCUUCCUGAGUCGAUGCUUGGUGAGACAUUCCUUCAGAAAUACAACGAUCACAAUGACUCAGUCACAGUAAUUGAUCAAUGGCGCAGUUAUGGAGUGAAAGCGCCAGCUCAACAUCCUAUCUAUGAAAAUUUCCGUGUCAAGGCCUUUAAAUCGCUUCUAACGGCUCAAAGUUCACAAGAGCAACUUACCUCCCUUGGAGAACUCAUGUAUCAGUGCCAUUACAGCUAUAGUGCUUGUGGACUGGGUACUGAUGGAACAGAUAGGCUAGUACAACUAGUACAGGAAAUGCAGCACAGUAAAAUAUCCAAAUCUGAAAAUGGAACCUUGUUUGGGGCAAAGAUCACUGGUGGAGGCUCGGGUGGAACGGUUUGUGUUAUUGGAAGGAACUGCCUGCGGAGCAGUGAACAAAUUUUUGAGAUUCAGCAAAGAUACAAAAAUGCUACAGGCUAUAUGCCAUUUCUUUUUGAGGGCUCUUCACCAGGUGCUGGAAAAUUUGGGUACCUGAAAAUCCGCCGUAGAUUUUCUCCUGACGAAAGCUAAGAUGUGAGAUUUAUUAACAAGAGUAUUAGUAGUCCUAAUUAUUGAGGUUAUUCAUCCAAAAGGAAAAUAUAUAUCUGUAAUUUUAUUUUAAUUACUAGGUAGUUAUCUUUUUAUUUUUCCCUUAUCCCUUGGUAAUAACGGUUUCUCUUCUAGGCAGUUGGUAACUGCUUCUAGGAAUCAUUACUCAAUUGUACCCACUCCCUGGAAUUUCUUGGAAGUGCUACUAUAUAUACCAUAUUGACUAAAUAAGAUCAGAAUAUACACCUAUUUAUUUAGUAUA
Molecule: messenger RNA, 3109 nt
Organism: Macadamia integrifolia
Lineage: Eukaryota; Viridiplantae; Streptophyta; Magnoliopsida; Proteales; Proteaceae
Product: L-arabinokinase-like
Exons: 28
Coding region: 16-2829 (937 amino acids)
Molecular function (GO): ATP binding
Source: RefSeq, a predicted model, not a curated record